GUAGUUAAUACUCUUAUCACAAAAAACGUUAUAACUUUUAUUAACUAAAAAUAUUGACUACAGUUAUUUAUUUGUUUAACAUUAUUAUUUUCUCUAAACUUUUAUAAAAUUGUUUUAUUUUGUGUAAACAGUCUACUUUAAAGUGUAUUUAUAUGUUAGAUUUUAAACUGAAUACCAUAAAUGUUUAAAGACAUAAAAAAUACAAUGAGCUUGAAAAGAAGUAACAGUUAUUCUGACAUAGCUGGUAAUGCAACAUUACAGUGCUUGGCUAGUGGCAUUAACUAUCCUAUUGGUGACGCUGAGUUUGUUAUUGGACGUUCUCUUGCCUGUUCACUUGUAAUUGAAGAAAAAGCUAUUUCACGACGACAUUGUUUUAUAAAUAAAUGCAAUGGCCAAUAUGUUAUUUCUGACAAUGGAACAGGUAAUGGGACUUACAUAAAUUGUGUGCAAAUUCCUAACAACCAAAAUGAUUAUCAAGUUCUAAAUCAUGGAGAUGUUAUUUCCUUUGCAGAUGGAAGUGGAAAUUAUAAAUAUCUGUACAGAUUUGUUUUUCAAACAUAUGCAGAUAAAAAAUUGAAACGAAAUAACGAACUAUAUGAUAAAGAAAAUGAAUCUAGUAAAACCCAAUCACAAAUUUUAAAUAAAAAUUUAGCUAUGAAAAAUGUUUUAACAAAAAUUCAAUCUGAUGUUGACAAUCUGAAAAUUGAAAAAGCAUUAUUGAAGCAUUGUAUAACUGCAAAAUUAUAUGAAUUUAAUGAAAUAAUUAAUCAAGCAUCAAAAGCAGUUAAAAAAUUAAACGAAGAAGUUUUAAAACAUAAACUCACUAUAAAUGAAUUAACCAAAAAGAAUUUAGAUUACCAAAGUACUUUAAAAAUACAACAAGAUCAAGGAUCAAUAAUUGAAGAAACAAUCAAAGAAAAAGUUUAUAGUGUUCUAGAAAAUGAUUUUCAAUGUCCAAUUUGUAAUGAAUUAAUGGUUAAGGCGUGUGCAAUUAAUUGCAGUCAUACAUUUUGUGAAAUUUGUUUAAAUACUUGGUUGAAAAAAAGUAAAGUUUGUCCUGUUUGUCGAACUUCUGUUCAAACCAAAACUCUUUGUCUAUCUCUAGAUAACUUUAUCACUAAUAUUUGUGAUCUUCUUGGAAAUGCAAUAAAAGAACAGCGGGAAAAAGUACAACAAGAAAGAUUGACAGUUAAUGUCCCACAAGUAGAUCAAGCACCACCUGCACCUACUGCAAGAAGAGGUGGUAGAGGAAGAGGUAGAACUCAACGUCGAAAUACACAACCUACUCAUGUUCAUCAAGAAAUAAUGCAAAGAAUUCAUGAAGUUUUUCCUCAUUUUGAAAUCGACUUAAGUAAUUUUAUGCCAAUUGAAGUACCUAGAAGAAGAACUCCUAGAACAAAUGAACCUAUUGAAGUUGUAGAUCUUACCCAUAAUAUGUCACGAUAAAUACAUGAAUUUCGACUAAUAUAAUGUUUUAAACUAUCCAAAAGAGAAAUUACUUUUUACUUUUUUUUUUUUUUUUUUUAGGAAAAUGUACAAAAUAUAAUUAAAGAAUUGAUUCAUGUGCAUUUUGUAAAUAAUUUUAGUUUGUUUUUGUACAACUUGGUUUAAUAAACUCAUACAACAUUUGUAAUAUUUAAACUUUGAAUUUAAAAUUGUUAAAUUUUAUGUAAAAUUAAAAUAAUUUAUCUUUUUGUUAAAAAU
Messenger RNA from Daktulosphaira vitifoliae (grape phylloxera), 1704 nucleotides. Its product is annotated as E3 ubiquitin-protein ligase CHFR-like. Gene Ontology annotation, cellular component: nucleus; site of double-strand break; ubiquitin ligase complex. Gene Ontology annotation, molecular function: ubiquitin protein ligase activity; histone binding. The transcript has 10 exons. The record is from RefSeq and is a predicted model, not a curated record. Gene Ontology annotation, biological process: ubiquitin-dependent protein catabolic process; protein K48-linked ubiquitination; double-strand break repair. Lineage: Eukaryota; Metazoa; Arthropoda; Insecta; Hemiptera; Phylloxeridae. Bases 181 to 1446 code for a protein of 421 amino acids.